Messenger RNA from Peromyscus maniculatus bairdii (prairie deer mouse), 3161 nucleotides. It is a transcript of the gene Hs3st3a1, whose product is annotated as heparan sulfate-glucosamine 3-sulfotransferase 3A1. Lineage: Eukaryota; Metazoa; Chordata; Mammalia; Rodentia; Cricetidae. Gene Ontology annotation, molecular function: [heparan sulfate]-glucosamine 3-sulfotransferase activity. The record is from RefSeq and is a predicted model, not a curated record.
UCCCUGCGCAGUCCCGGCCUAGCAUGGCCCGCUCUUCGCCAGUCGCCUCCGGCUAGGAUGGCCCCCUCGGGCCCCGCCGGCGCCCAGCCCAGCCCGGCUGAGCCACUGUCGCGCAGCAUCUUCAGGAAGUUCUUGCUGAUGCUCUGCUCGCUACUCACUUCCCUCUACGUCUUCUACUGCUUGGCUGAGCGCUGCCAGCCCGGGUCAGGCCCCGUCGCGGGGGUCCCGGGGCGCGGCGUCCCUGCAGGACCGAGGGAGCUGGCGGCGUGGCCCGCGGGGGCGCAAAGGAAGCGCCUCCUGCAGCUGCGGCAGCGGCGGAGGCGCGGGCGGCCCGGGCCAGGCGACAGCGGCGACCAGGACGAGCAGAGCCCCGGGCUGGCCGCGGCUCCAGGAGGCUCCGGGGCGGGAAGCAGCGUGGUGGAGGCCCAGUCGGGGACCCUGGCCCUUCUCUUGGACGAGGGCAGCAAGCAGCUGCCGCAGGCCAUCAUCAUCGGCGUGAAGAAGGGCGGCACGAGGGCGCUGCUGGAGUUCCUGCGCGUGCACCCCGACGUGCGCGCCGUGGGCGCCGAGCCCCACUUCUUCGACCGCAGCUACCACAAGGGCCUCGCCUGGUACCGGGACCUGAUGCCCAAAACCCUGGAGGGACAGAUCACCAUGGAGAAGACGCCCAGCUACUUCGUGACCCGGGAGGCACCCGCGCGCAUCUCCGCCAUGUCCAAGGACACCAAGCUCAUCGUGGUGGUGCGCGACCCGGUGACCAGGGCCAUCUCGGACUACACGCAGACGCUGUCCAAGCGGCCGGACAUCCCCAGCUUCGAGAGCCUGACGUUCCGCAACCGCAGCGCGGGCCUCAUCGACACGUCCUGGAGCGCCAUCCAGAUCGGCCUGUAUGCCAAGCACCUGGAGCCCUGGCUGCGCCACUUCCCGCUGGGCCAGAUGCUCUUCGUGAGCGGGGAGCGGCUGGUGAGCGACCCCGCGGGGGAGCUGCGCCGCGUGCAGGAUUUCCUGGGCCUCAAGCGCAUCAUCACCGACAAGCACUUCUACUUCAACCAGACCAAGGGCUUCCCGUGCCUCAAGAAGGCGGAGGGCAGCGGCAAGCCCCACUGCCUGGGAAAGACCAAGGGUCGCGCGCACCCCGCCAUCGCCCGCGAGGUGCUGCGGCAGCUGCGUGACUUUUACCGGCCCUUCAACCGCAAGUUCUACCAGAUGACCGGCCGCGACUUCGGCUGGGAUGGAUAGCAGAUAUAAUUUAAAAAGAAAAAAAAUAUCAAAAUAUAAUAUAUUUUUUUACCAGUCGGUAGAGGAAAGACAUUUUAAUAUUUGUGUAUUAAGUAUGUGUUGCAGUAGUUUUUUUUUUCUCCUGUCCCCAUGGAUAACCAGCAUCAAACUUGCGCAUGGCAGAAAAGGAGAUUUCAUGUAUCUAAGCCCCUCCCAUCUUCAGUUUGUUUAUGUUCUGAACACUCAUUCGCAAAGGAUAAGCACCGGUCCCCGCUAAACCUUUUAAGAAAAUCCCCAGGGCAAACCUCCCUUCUGUUAGGUACAGAAACCUGACGGAAUUGAGACCUGGCUUUCCAUUUCGCUCUCUUUCUCUUGUACCACUUUUUCUCAUAAGUCAUUUCUCAGUUAAUGAUACUCUGUGUAUGCACAGGGCAGUUUUCAAUUGUCGCUUUGAUCCUUACACUACUGCUGCAAGUUUGUGGUGCAUUUAUAGAGACCAUCAUUUUCUAUUUUAGAGGUAAGGGAAACAGUCUCAGGGAGGUUGAAAGACGUAUCUUAAAGCCAGCGGGAUGGUGGAUCCUGUCUGCCACUUUUUCUCUAUUUUAUGACUGGGGUAGGGGGUGGGGCUUAGACACCUGGGGCUUUAGAAGCUCUGGGGUGACCCCAAAAGGGCAGAGCGUGUUUGUUACUGCCAUCUGAGUUCCAGGCUGCCCUAUGGAACACACAGCCUCAUUACAUAGCCGUAUUCAUGGAAGUCACUGAGAUGGGGACACAAGCUCUCUGGGGAGCCCCUCUUGCCUCUUGGCUGAUCAAAGCAUGCUGAGCCAAGGAAAUCUGACCCAUGGGUGGUCAUCUGAGUUCCAGAGAAAUCACCGAAUUCUCCUAUUGAGGGAAGAUGGGCAGAAACAACGAGGAGUGUAGCAGAGUGCCACUCUCCUUGUUUUUGAAAGAAAAUCUCCCUUCCUUUGUAGUACCUCAUCUCCGACCAUGGUUAAGAAGUCUUUCUGGCUCCCCCCAGUUUUCACAGACCUGCCACUCAGUCACUUUACCCGCCUCCGCAUUUCCUGCUCACAUGAGUUAUAACCUAAUGCUCAUUCAUGAUUGGAAAACAUUCUAAGAAACACAGUUGCGGACGCAACCCCACCCCUUCUUGCCCAUCCCCUGUCUAAAUGGCUCAAAUGAAUCAAUAGUGUAUUGAGAGGACUCCUUGCUCUCUGAGUGGGUAUUAACGAGAUUAGCAUUAAUGGGAAUUAAAUUGCUUUAGCGAGGAGCACAUAUGCACUGAACAUAUAAAGCAUUCAUAAUUACUCCGUCAGCAACAUUCUACCACAGGUUUAAGACCAAGAAGAAAAUGCUUGCUGUUCCAUCAAUAUUUUAUCUACUAAAAUUUAAAGGGCCGGAUACUCUAGUCUACUAAAGUAAAAGUCUGCUUUUCUCUGCUGUCAAUCAAGAGAAGCUAAGUUGUUUUUCAAUAUGCUGGGUGACUGUUAAGUUUGUCAUAGGUGCCCCAUCAGGGGUGUCCAUGUCUCUUCAGAAAACGAAUAUGGGGUUGAAAGGAAGUGAGAACGUUCUUUUAACUUUCUACAUGUUUUGUCAUCUUCAGGUUCAUUUGUUAACGUCCCGUUUAUGGGAUGUAAGCCCCAAACUCAGGUCACUUUUUCCGCUUGGUCUCCUUCACUUCCGUGCCCUCAGCCUUCAGCGGCACAGUCUGUUUUCAGUGGACGUGCGUCCUCACCAGCAGCCACGAGAGACUCAUGUUAAGCUCUGCUCAUCUUUGAAUUUGUUACGUUUGUGCUUCUGAAUCUUUUGUAUUCCUCUCCCUGCCUGCCAUUAUGCAAAAGCGGCUUGCACAAAACCAGAAUUGUAUCUAACAGCUGCACUCAGUAACCUUCCUCUUUUCCCAGGGAAGGGAUAAUAAAAGAACAAAAUCCGAGUGCAAAGGA